Messenger RNA from Plasmodium adleri (nom. inval.), 1011 nucleotides. Its product is annotated as topoisomerase, putative. The record is from RefSeq and is a predicted model, not a curated record. Gene Ontology annotation, biological process: reciprocal meiotic recombination; meiotic DNA double-strand break formation; meiotic DNA double-strand break processing. The coding region runs from base 1 to 1011 and encodes 336 amino acids. Gene Ontology annotation, molecular function: DNA topoisomerase type II (double strand cut, ATP-hydrolyzing) activity; ATP binding; DNA binding. NCBI's taxonomy places the organism in Eukaryota, Apicomplexa, Aconoidasida, Haemosporida, Plasmodiidae. Gene Ontology annotation, cellular component: nuclear chromosome. The transcript is spliced from 9 exons.
AUGAUGAAUUGUAAUACGGUUAAUAAGAAGGCCAUUCUUGAAGCAAUUGAAGAUUUUGUGCUUCACAUAUUUGCGUGGUUCUUAGACAUUAAUGUUGAUAUAUUUAAAAAUAACUCAGACAAAAAAUAUUCAAGCAAGUUAUUUGAUAAGAAACUAAUAAACCUCUGUAGAACUCUGUCUGUAGUAGAGCUUGUGAAUGAAAUAAUUAUGAAGGAUAAAAGCUGUACACAGAGAGAAAUAUAUUACAAGUUUUAUAAUAUUUUUAGUGAGCAGAACCAGACAAACAAGCAUAUUAAAGAUGUUUGUAAUAUUUUGGGAUAUGAAAGAUCAUCAUUAAAUAUAUAUGCAUCAGAAAAAGGUUGUAUAGCUGGGUUGCUAAUUCUUAAAAAGGGAUAUGAAAUAUUAAAUCUUAGCGAACAUGAAAAUGGAUUAAUGACCAAUGAAUUUCUUUUAAAUGUUGAUAAAAUCGAAAGCAUGGCAAAUUAUAUAAUAGUUGUGGAAAAAUAUUCAGUUUAUCAAAAACUUUGCGAAAAUAAAAUAUGGAACAUACUUCCUUGUAUUUUAAUUACUGGUAAAGGUUUUCCAGAUUUAUCAACUAGAAAAAUUGUGUGUGAACUUAUGCAUACUUUUCAAUUGGAGUGUGUUUAUGUUGGAGAUUUCGACCCUCAUGGAAUUAAAAUAUUUUUAAAUUAUAAGGAAGGAAUAAAAUCAAUUGAUAAAGAAUAUUUAUAUGCUUGUAAAAAUAUGAAAUGGAUUGGUAUGUGCUCAAAUGAUAUUAUGUUUUUUCCAAAGGAAAGUCUUAUAACACUUACUAAAAAAGAAAAGAAUAUUCUUCAAAAUUUAAUAAAUAAUAAAAAUUUUUUAUCUACAUCACAAUUAAAAAAUGAAAUAAUUCAAAUGGACAGAAUAAAUUACAAAUUUGAAAUUGAAGCUGUUCAAUAUCUAGGUAUGGAUUUUUUUAUUAAGAAAUAUUUAAUCAAAAAAAUUUUGAGAAAAGAAUGGUUAACAUAA